This is a messenger RNA of Porites evermanni, 2276 nucleotides long. Lineage: Eukaryota; Metazoa; Cnidaria; Anthozoa; Scleractinia; Poritidae. The record is from the annotation of a GenBank genome assembly.
AUGCUUUGUCACGCAACAUACAAGCAAAUUGCUGGAGCCGUAUGGAAGAAUCCAAUUUUAAGGAAAUAUAUGCAGCAGUUGUACCUGGAGGAGGUCGAUCGUGAGUGUACUGCGAUGUGUUCAUUAAAGAAUCCAAGCUGUCUGAGAUCGCCCAGCAAGAAAGACCUCCAGCGCUUUUCGUUCAAGAAAUUCAACAGCAAACUUGAAUCGAAAGCACCAUUGUUUAGUGCGGUACUGUGGACUGCAAGUGUGAGAAAAAGCAAAAGAGACGAAUUCUGGCUGCCAUCUGUGUGUAUGUCCGCAGCUGUCUUGCUGAAGAACAGAUCUCCGUGUAUGAAUGCAAUGCAGCUGAUAAACACGAUCAUUUUGUAUCACUCGGGGAUAACUGUGAGUAAUUUUUUUAAUCAGUUUCUAUAAGAUGUUUUCCCGGCAUUCUAUUUGUCCAAACCUAUUAUAACGUACUGAUGACAACGAUAAUGCUUUUGGUAGUGCUAAGCUAUGAAGAAUUUGUUAUGAGCUGAUACCCAAACUGCGAAGCUCUCUUCCUAGUAUUCAAUUGAAUAUUUUUCACUUGAUCAUUAAUGGAUCAGAUGGGGAAAGUCACUUAAAUUCCCUACCUUCUGACGUCUGCAUAAUGUUAAAUGUUGCAUCCUUGGUCUUUGCACAGGCUAUUUGUGCGUGUGUCAUUAGCUCCAAAAUUUAUUGUAGAAAUUAUUAUGCUGGAUUUAAAACCAAUUUAAGAUAAUUGUUAAUUACUACUGUCUUUUGUUGAUCUCACUCUCAGACUUCGUUACCUCUUAUUUCUAGCAAAAUUACAACUCUUUCGUUUAAGUUUGUAGGUACAUCAAUAACUUCGAAUUUAUGACUGUCAACUUCAAAUGUGGUUGUUGCCUUUCAAUAAAUUAAAGAAAACAUAAUUUUAUGAAUUUUUAUGAAAGUAAGGAUUUUUAUGAAAGUAAGUGUAUUAUGAAUAAGAUGUUCCGUGUGUAAAUAAUUUGUGAAUAUAUGCCAUUUUCCCUCAAAAUAUAUACAUGUACAUCAUAAGAAUAAGAUUUAUCUGUUUUUUGACAUGUCCUACCCUGUUGUACAGACAAUUAUAAUUCCAAAGUUCAUGAGAAAAUGAAGGUAGCAAAUGUUAAUGCAUUGAAUAAUAACAUUACAUCUGCCCUUUUAUGGUAAAAUGUCUUAUAUACUAAUUAUUUAUUUCAGGCUUCUCUUUGCCAACUGGGUUCCCUCAGAGUAACCACUGGACACUCAUAUUAUUACCAAAAGCUGGAUGAAUUUGGGAAAGAAUAUGCUGCAUCUGUUGAGACGACGGUAAAAGAUGAGACUGCACGACUUCAGAAACAUCACCAAGCACUGACUGAGGCACCAUCUGGUGCCAGUUCCCCUCCUCUAGUGACUGAAGGCCAGUCUCAACAGUCAACUGUAAUUACUGCUGACAAAGGAAGAAAGUUGGACUUUGAUAACUUCGACUUCAAGCAGCAAGUUCACAGUAUGACUGAACAGCAUCAAAAUAUAGAUGUCCACUGGGUUACACACUUGUCAGUGGAAAAUUGUGUCUCAGGAAACCACUUGUCAAGUGGGAAGCCUGAUGCAGAUGCUGUUAUGCAGAUGGAGAAUGGUGUGUUUUUACCAACUCGCCAUGAGCACCACCUGCAAAGGGAAAACUACAUAACUCUCACUAAGAGAGCAAUUGAGGAAAUACCCUGUUUGGCAUGUCUCAAGCCUGUGGUCUGUAAGCACAUACCACACCAGUAUAGCAAGGAAAUGGCUGAGAAAUCAGAAAUGGUAUUACAUAGUACAAUUUAUUGAAAAUGACUUACAGGCCUACUUUUGAACAAAAAAAAUUAAUUCAGGCCCAUCAAAGACACAAAGUCAAAGAACAGUCAGAAAAAGGAGAGAUGGGAAAAAUGAUUUUUGUUUCCUUGUUUUGAAGUCUUGUCGUUCUCAUGUUCCAGUAACAGUAAAGGUUGGAGUUUGAAAAUUUGCAGUAGUGGUAUAUUGUAUAAUUUGCCCCCCCCCCCCCAGUUUUUUUGCCUCCAACCCUUCCCUGCUACCACCAAAAACCACUUAACCCAUUGAGAAAAUAACCAGGAUUAUGUGUUUUCCCUUUGCAGUCUUUUCUUGGAAUGUUGUAUCACAACGAAAUGACUCAGAUGGUAUUCAGCAAGUACUAUGGUGAUGGAGAUGACAGAGUUUAUUCCUCCCAAGGUUUAGUGGCUGAUCAACUGUCAGUGGAGCGUGGAAAUUGCUGUCUGGCAUGCAGGAAAUAA